CGUUCUUCUUACACCCAUUGAAUCAAGCGGAGUUAAAUUGCUGUGCUAAGCUUUGAAUGACACCAGCUAUAGAAUUCACAAUCCGUUCAAGCGACAAUGUCUACUCCAAAUAUUCCACCUCGGCCGCAGCGCACUCAGGCGAGUGCAGCAGCAGCCCACGAUGAGACCCCAGUAAUCCCUCCUCGCCCGGUCCGCAAAGUCGACCCCUCGCCUGAUCGUGAAGCCUAUUCACGCUCGCCUUUCAACAUUCUACCAGGCGCUGUCAGCAGACCGCCCCCGAGCCCUGCUCGCGCAGAGGCCGAUGUCCCGCGUCGCCCACCCAGUGUGGCUCUGCCAAGUAUUGGCCAAGAAGGCUCAGAAUACUCGAGCUACGAUCAAUUGCCCGCGGAUGCCCUAGAGGCGCAGAAAGGUCUUGAGGCUGACGGACAGACUAAGAGCGUGUCAGCCGAUCUGCCUAUGCACCAGCCGACCGCCUCGGUAUCACAAUCAGCUGCGACCCGGCAGAUCCAGACUGUCACGCGGACAGAUUCCGCUUCGGCUGCAGCUGCAGGCAUUGGCCGACAGUCGUCGUCGGAUCACGCCGCUGCCGAAGCUGGCAGCGUUCCGCUGACACGCACCACAAGCAACACGGCCGGCGGACGACGGCCGUCCUCGACCGAGCCACACCCACUACGAGCCCGAGCGAGCUUCAAUCGCUCGACGGCGAGCCUCCACCCGCAGGAAAGGACAACCUCUCGCCCACCGAGCGCUCAUGGCGACUACCAUGGAAUUCCCGAGAUUGGUCGCCAGAUUCCCCUGUACAAGAAUGCCGGUGAUGUCCAGGCCCCAUCGCCUUCGCUGAACCAGACUCAACACGCGCCAGGCAUCGGAUUUUUCAAUGAUGGUAGCUCGCCUCGCAACCACACCAGAAAGAGAAGCACCCGACAAGAGUUCGGUCCUCCAGACAGCUACGGUAUUCGUCACGACCACGAGCGUCAAGAUAAAUUCGAAAGAGAUUGGCAGGCGAAGCACCCGGAAGAGGCCGCUAAGGAGGGAUAUCACCUCCACGUGCCUCGGCCACCCACUGCGCUCACUAGUGAGCAAUUGCAGAAAUUGGUGGACCAAACAAACCCGGGCUCAGGAAACUCCCGCGAUGCUGCAGGCACACCUGACAUGGAUGAUGUGUUGGACGCUACUGAUGAAUACAAUUCUCGUCAAGGGCCCACUCAGCCGGGCCUCGGAAAUAAUGCCACGGCUUCGCGAGCGAUAUCAGAGGCGGGCGACGACCACAUUCUCCAUGUCUCCCGCAGUGCAAAAAGAUCCAGUCGGAUAUCAGUGGGUAGCACAGAGCAUGCUCUCGAGCACAUCGACCGUGGCUAUGGCAGCGAUCGUGACUUGCCCAUUCUUGCCGCGGAUGAGGUCGUCAAACGCCCAAGCAGUGCAUUCAUGCAUGCUGCGGUGGAUCGCUUGGACGCAAACGGCGACGAGUACUACGAGAGUGACCAAGGUCACGCAGCAGAUGACCGCCGCAACAGUGGACAACACGGUAGUCGUCCAUCAAGCCUGCACGGCGCUGUUCUUCACCGGUACAAUUCGCAUGAAGAACAAAACAAUAAGCACUUGGCGGAAAUUGAGGAGUACGAUCCUUUGUUCCCCGACGACGACGACGGUAAAGCUCGGCCGAAGAAGACGCAAGCAGCUGGCCGCUCCGACCUGGCACACAUGCAUCAAUUCCCGAGCAGGGACGUGUGGGAAGACACCCCAGACUCGCUGCAAUACUCGGCUGAAGUUUCAACACCAGACUUAGAACGGGAAGAGCCAAUUCUUGAUGCUGCACCCACCGCUGCAACCUUCGAGACGCCUGAAGCUGAGGCCCGCCGUCGCGAAAAGAACCCCGACGAUAUGCUGAGCGACAAUAAGACAUUCAUCAAGCCCCGCUUCAGGCCCGGCUCCCGUGAGCCACAUGACCGUGCUGGUGCCAAGCGCUUCCCCAGCUCCGACGUGUGGGAGGAUACGCCUGACAGCAUGUACCUUGAGACUACCGUAGGUGGCCCACAGGAGGAGGAUGCUGCUGGUGGGCCGCAGGAGCAGGGACCUGGCUCAGGAUCCGAUGCAGUAGCAGCCAGCCGGUUGGCGCAAGACGUAACGCCGGAGGCACUCGACGAUCGCAUCGCUUCCGGCUCGGCGAAUAUCGGCGAUAAAUCGCGACCUACUGUUCCUGCUCGACCUGUUCGCCCGACACGUCAAGACGAGGCACCCGCUACUAAGCCGAAACCUGCUGUGCCGGCCCGGCCAUCCGGUGACAAGAUUGGUGGUAUCCGUGGCAAUGCCAAUUUCCUCAGCGACCUCAAUAACCGUCUCAAAUUGGGACCGCAAGGACCACCGGCGCGCAAAGAGCCGUCAGAGGCCGAGACAGCAGCUGCGGAAGAAACGGCUAAAGCUCCUUUAGCUGAUGCCCGCAAAGGUCGUGCGAAGGGCCCAGUGCGUCGUAAGGCGCCCACCGCCACUACUGAGCUCAAGUCUGCGAGCUUUGCUCUGUCGCCCCUCAUCACGGUUUGGUCGAUUGACGAAGAAGAUGAACUUCAAGUUGACUCGGAUCCUGUCCCUGCUCCAUCAGCAACGACCACUGAGCAGGCGGAGCCGGCUGUUAUUCCGGAUUUAGAAGCUGAGAUUGUAGAAAAGGCGCAAGGAGAUGCGGUAUCUGCGGCAUGACGGAAAUGGAUCUCGACUUGCGUUCUGGGCGAGGAGUCGCAUUGAUGGAUUAUAAUUACGGCUGGACAUGAAGACAUCUUUGGCGCAACAGGCGGGUACAUAAAAGCAUGUCUAUUUUCCCUUCCUAUUUCC
This is a messenger RNA of Dissoconium aciculare CBS 342.82, 2823 nucleotides long. RefSeq lists its product as uncharacterized. The transcript is spliced from 3 exons. The record is from RefSeq and is a predicted model, not a curated record. The coding region runs from base 97 to 2691 and encodes 864 amino acids. Lineage: Eukaryota; Fungi; Ascomycota; Dothideomycetes; Mycosphaerellales; Dissoconiaceae.